AUGCGUCUAGAACUAAAGAACCCCUACUUCCCAAUGCGCGAAACUGCAGCGCUGUUGAAGCGCUCAGUAGUCUCUGCUGCCUCGAGCUACUGUGUGUUGAAGGGAGGACGGACCUUCGUGGCGUCAUUUCCAGUCAGAAAAUUAGUCUGCCUAACUUCGCACAAAGGCAAUCUACGCCCGUUGUUUACGCAACCGAGGUGGCAUUUGGUUGGAUGUCCUUUGGCAUUUUCUUUAAGAAGUUACACUGAUGUAUCAUCUUCGCACGACAGUCAGGGCAAUAAAACUCGUAAACAUUCGAACGUGGAGACACAUUACAAUGACGACGAAGAUUCUAUCAUAAGGAAAUGCAAGUGGGACUCACCAGAGUUCCCGGAGCGCCUAGGCUUUGCAUCGGACGAGCCAUUUGACGAAUAUCAGCUACGACGGAAUUAUAGGAUUUUAGUUAAAUUCUUCCAUCCGGACAGCCCAACCGCACCGCAGCAGCACGCCACUGAAGCAUUUCAGAAAAUCAAAGAGGCAUAUGAUGCAUUAAGUUUUACCCUCAGGGGCGACACAAAUGAGGGCAAUUUCAGGGCAGGCGACCACCAAAAUGCCCAAGGCAUGACCUUCGCAGAUGAAGCGCGUCGGCGUGCCCAGAUGCGUUUUUUGGGCGACGGAAUCAUUCUUUUCCUUCUCAUGACACUUUUUUACAUUUACAUGGUCUCGCGGCAUAAUGCGAAGCGUCUCGGAUCUUACAAUCUAUGGCAUUUCGCUGGUAUAUUUUUUAUUAUUCAGCUUUUCCCGCGGCUUCUGGCUGCGGCGGUCUUGUUUGCAUGCCAUACGACUUAUCUUAUAGCAAAUGCGGAGCUCACAGAACAGAGUGCCGCAACGAUCUUGCUACGUCAGGGGGAUCAUGACAUGCGGAUGCAAUUGCAAGGAAUUCCAAGCAAAGAAGCGGCGAACGUGGUGAUCCAAGUCGUGGUCAGUGUUCCAAAGGACAUAGCCGCAUCGCCCGCGGCAACGCGUACUAAAGAAGACACAGAACAUCUCAGCAAAGGUGCAUCUGCUCUUUUACAUAGCACUACCCUAACUUUCGAUAAGGGUGUGCUGGAUGUCGUAAUCCCGCUUCCACCUAAGGGCUUUGACCAGAAAACCACGUACUCUGUAAAGGCGGUUGAUGAAGCACGAAAAUUUGUCUUGGUCGACAAGACCUUUAGCGUAAAGGCAUAA
Messenger RNA from Phytomonas sp. EM1, 1209 nucleotides. The record is from the annotation of a GenBank genome assembly. NCBI's taxonomy places the organism in Eukaryota, Euglenozoa, Kinetoplastea, Trypanosomatida, Trypanosomatidae.